Molecule: messenger RNA, 528 nt
Organism: Bubalus bubalis (water buffalo)
Lineage: Eukaryota; Metazoa; Chordata; Mammalia; Artiodactyla; Bovidae
Source: the annotation of a RefSeq genome assembly
AUGAUACUGUACAUUGUAUUUAUUUUAAGUGUUAUUUUUGUGAUUGGUUUUGUAGGGUUUUCUUCAAAACCUUCACCUAUUUAUGGGGGAUUGGGGUUAAUUGUGAGUGGUGGGGUUGGUUGUGGGAUUGUGUUAAAUUUUGGUGGGUCUUUUUUAGGUUUGAUAGUUUUUUUAAUUUAUUUAGGGGGUAUGAUGGUAGUCUUUGGUUAUACAACGGCUAUGGCUACAGAGCAAUAUCCUGAGAUUUGAGUUUCUAAUAAAGUUGUCUUAGGGGCGUUUGUUACUGGUUUGUUGAUAGAAUUUCUUAUAGUUUGUUAUGUGUUGAAAGAUAAAGAGGUGGAGAUUGUGUUUGAGUUUAAUGGUCUAGGGGACUGGGUUGUUUAUGAUACAGGGGAUUCCGGGUUUUUUAGUGAGGAGGCUAUGGGGAUUGCGGCUUUAUACAGUUAUGGGACUUGGUUGGUUAUUGUGACUGGGUGGUCGUUAUUAAUUGGGGUUGUGGUUAUUAUAGAAAUUACUCGUGGAAAUUAA